AUGGAGCAGAAAGAAGGGAAGCCGUUGGAGGAUGAGACCACUGUAUCUCCAACCACAGAGAACCCUGGGGCCCUGGGAAAUAGAGCCUCUACAGAGACAGAGGCCAAUGGCGCAGCUGGGGAAUCUGGUGAAGACAGGCCUCCAGAUGGGGUAGGAAAGCCAGAAAACGCACCAGCUAAGGACAGCAUCCCAGCGGAACUCCAGGGAGAAGCAGAUGGGUUAGAUGAGGUCCAGGUGAAAUCCAAAGGGGAAGCCGAGCCUGAACCUAAAAUGGAGGAUGGUGGGAAGCAAGAGACCACAGAGGCCCCUCUGAACAAGACUGACAGGAAAGGAGAAACCAAAUCUGAGCUCAAGGAGGCUGAGGGGAAAGAGGAGGCCACACUGGCCGAGGAGAAGCAGAAGGCUGAGGAGGAGGCCAAGCCCGAAUCCAGGGAGAAAGCUGACGGGGAUGACCAGGCCAGGGCUGAACCCAAGGAAGCUGACGGGAAGGAGGCCGCCAUGAUGACACCUCAGGGAGAGAGCGACAAGAGGGAGGAGGCCAAAGACGAACCCAAGGAGCAGGCAGGUGCAAAAGAGGCCAACACUGAAGCUCAGAAGGCAGCUUCUGAGGCUAAACCUGAACAUCAGGAGCUUGAUGGGAAAAAGGAGGCCGACAGUGAUGCCAAAGAAGAGGUGAGUGAGGCAGAGGAGGAGGAGGAGGCCCCACAAAGGCGAAGCAGCCAUGAGCAUGGUGGUGCCAAUGAAGAGCAGGACCAGCAUGUGGAGAUAGAACCAGAAGAAGGGGAAAGGGUGGUCCCCAGCUCCCCUGAGGAGUGGCCUGAGAGUCCCACCGAGGAGGGUCAUGGCCUCAGCCCUGAUGAGGUGGGCCCAGAAAUAGAAGCUUCUGGAGAGACCAGUCCUUCUGCCAGUGAGUCGUCUCCUAGCGAUGUGCCCCAGAGUCCCACGGAGGCACCUUCCCCGGGGGAGAAGAAGAAGGAGAAGGCCCCAGAGCGCAGGGUGUCAGCCCCUACUCGGCCCCGGGGGGCCCGUGCACAGAACCGCAAAGCCAUUGUGGACAAGUUUGGCGGGGCAGCCUCGGGCCCUACGGCCCUGUUCCGGAACACAAAGGCAGCAGGGGCAGCCAUUGGUGGGGUGAAAAACAUGCUUUUGGAGUGGUGCCGGGCCAUGACAAGGAAAUACGAGCACGUGGAUAUCCAGAACUUCUCCUCAAGCUGGAGCAGUGGUAUGGCCUUCUGUGCCCUCAUCCACAAGUUCUUCCCUGACGCCUUCGACUACUCUGAGCUGGACCCCACACAACGCCGGCACAACUUCACCUUGGCCUUUUCCACUGCAGAGAAACUGGCCGACUGUGCCCAGCUGCUGGAGGUGGAUGACAUGGUACGCCUGGCAGUGCCUGACUCCAAGUGUGUCUAUACCUACAUCCAGGAGUUGUACCGCAGUCUCGUCCAGAAGGGACUGGUGAAGACCAAGAAGAAAUGA
Orycteropus afer afer is the source of this 1479-nucleotide messenger RNA. RefSeq names its product smoothelin like 1 (gene SMTNL1). The transcript has 7 exons. NCBI's taxonomy places the organism in Eukaryota, Metazoa, Chordata, Mammalia, Tubulidentata, Orycteropodidae. Bases 1 to 1479 code for a protein of 492 amino acids. The record is from RefSeq and is a predicted model, not a curated record. Gene Ontology annotation, biological process: actin cytoskeleton organization. Gene Ontology annotation, molecular function: protein binding. Gene Ontology annotation, cellular component: filamentous actin; microtubule organizing center.